AGAUUCAAUUUUCCAUUCAUUCAUUUUGUGAUUCCAAAGCUAACAAAGCAGCCGAAAGACUUUUCUGUAUUCUUAAAUUGUUUCAUAAAUCAUGUCGCAGUACUGUGCCCGAAAGGGACCCGUGGUGUUCUCCAAACUGGGCAAGUGGGCCUAUAACUUGUCCGGCUUCAACCAAUACGGACUGUACCGCGAUGAUUGUCUGAACGAGAACGAAGACGUGCAGGAGGCAGUGCGUCGCCUGCCGCGUGACUUGUACGACGAGCGCAACUAUCGCAUCAUGAGAGCUCUGCAUUUGUCAAUGACCAAAACGGUUCUGCCCAAGGAGGAGUGGACCAAGUACGAGGAAGAUGUCAAGUACUUGGAACCCUAUCUAAACGAGGUGAUCAAAGAGCGCCUGGAGCGUGAGGAAUGGGGAAAGUAAACUCUCGCACGUUUCCUGGAAUUUGCAUUCAUUUUAAAAUCCCGUCGAUACACGGCUAUGUCAACGCAAAUAAUUUUCGCAUUAAGGCCGUUCGAAUAAAUACUACAUAUACAUAUAAAA
Drosophila kikkawai is the source of this 541-nucleotide messenger RNA. RefSeq names its product Ubiquinol-cytochrome c reductase 14 kDa subunit-like (gene UQCR-14L). The record is from RefSeq and is a predicted model, not a curated record. Gene Ontology annotation, biological process: mitochondrial electron transport, ubiquinol to cytochrome c. Lineage: Eukaryota; Metazoa; Arthropoda; Insecta; Diptera; Drosophilidae.